AUGACGACGACCACCACCACCACCAUGCAACCAUUCGAGUACAACGCCAACCCGGCCCGCGUCAUCUUCGGCCCCGGCACCCUGAAGCAGCUCCCCGCCGAGCUCGCCCGCCUGCGCGUCUCGGCACCGCUGCUGCUCAGCACGCCGCAGCAGCUCUCGCAAGCGCAGUCGCUCCAAUCCCUCAUCCUCGCCGCCUCUUCCUCCUCCGAAUCCGAUAAGCCGAUCACCCCCGCCGGCAUCUUCGCCGAAGCCACCAUGCACACGCCGACGUCCGUCACCGAGCGCGCGCUGGACGUUGUUCGCCAGUCACGCGCCGACGCCGUCGUGUCGGUCGGCGGCGGGAGUACGAUCGGGCUCGGCAAGGCGCUGGCGGUGCGGACGGGGCUGCCGCACGUGUGCGUGCCGACGACGUAUGCGGGGAGCGAGAUGACGCCGAUUCUGGGGGAGACGAGCGAGGAGGGAGAAGGCGGGAAGAAAGCGAAGACGACGAGGAGUGAUCCGAAGAUCUUGCCCGGGACGGUGAUUUACGAUGUCGAGUUGACGAUGACGCUGCCGGCGGGGCUGAGCGCGACGAGUGGGGUUAAUGCUAUUGCGCAUGCUGUCGAAGCCCUCUACGCCCGCAACACCAACCCCAUCAUCACCCUCCUCGCCCUCGAAGGCACAAAGGCCCUCGCCACCUCCCUCCCGACAAUCAUCCAGAACCCGUCCGACACCGCCGCCCGCACCGCGGCGCAGUACGGCGCCUGGCUCUGCGGCACCUGCCUCGGCAGCGUCGGCAUGGCCCUGCACCACAAGCUCUGCCACGCCCUCGGCGGCACCCUCGACCUGCCCCACGCCGAGACCCACACCAUCGUCCUGCCGCACGCCCUCGCGUACAACGCGCCUGCGCUGCCGGAGGAGACGUUGAAGAGGUUGGCGGACGCGCUGCCCGGGAGCGAGGGGGACCCGGUGAGGGGGUUGAAUGUGUUGUUGGGGAGGUUGGGGGUCAAGAGGGCGUUGAGGGAUUUGGGCAUGGAGGAGAGCGGGAUUGAUGUUGUGGCGGAUGUCGCGGUUAGGAAUCCGUAUUGGAAUCCGAGACCGGUGGAGAGGGAGGGGGUGAGGGAGGUUAUUCGGAGGGCGUGGGCGGGGGAGGAGGCGAGGGCGGUGUAG
Molecule: messenger RNA, 1149 nt
Organism: Lasiodiplodia theobromae
Lineage: Eukaryota; Fungi; Ascomycota; Dothideomycetes; Botryosphaeriales; Botryosphaeriaceae
Product: Maleylacetate protein
Exons: 2
Coding region: 1-1149 (382 amino acids)
Cellular component (GO): mitochondrion
Molecular function (GO): alcohol dehydrogenase (NAD+) activity; metal ion binding; maleylacetate reductase activity
Source: RefSeq, a predicted model, not a curated record